AUGAAGGAUUUAGGUCCUUUGAAGUAUUUUUUGGGUAUUGAAGUUGCUUGUAGUUCUGCAGGCUUAUUUUUGUGCCAAAGAAAAUAUACUUUGGAUAUUGUUUCUGAGGCAGGUUUAUUAGGGGCCAAGCCUAGUGGUUCUCCCAUAGAACAAAAUCAUAAGCUCGGUUUGGCUAAUGGGGCGCUUCUUACUGAUCCGGAAGCUUAUCGCCGACUUGUUGGUCGCUUAAUUUAUCUUUCUGUAACAAGACCGGACUUAGCAUACUCUUUACACAUCUUGUCACAAUUCAUGCAGGCGCCUAGAAUAGAACAUUGGGAGGCCGCGUUAAGGGUUGUUCGGUACUUGAAAGGUACUCCGGGUCAGGGUAUACUGUUGCAUUCAGACUGUGAUUUGACUUUACAGGGUUGGUGUGAUUCAGAUUGGGCGGCUUGUCCACUCACUCGUCGUUCUCUUACAGGCUGGUUAGUAUUUUUGGGCAAAUCACUUGUUUCUUGGAAGACUAAGAAGCAACAUACUGUUUCUCGUUCUUCAGCAGAGGCUGAAUACAGAUCUAUGGCUGCUAUUACUUGUGAGUUGAAAUGGCUCAAAGGUUUGCUGUUAAGUUUGGGUGUUAAUCAUCCGAAGUCUAUUGAUUUAUUCUGUGAUAGUGAGUUGGCUUUGCAUAUUGCAAAGAAUCCUGUUUUUCAUGAACGAACAAAACAUAUUGAAAUUGACUGUCACUUUGUUCGUGAUGCCAUAACUGAAGGUUUGAUUACUCCGGGUCAUGUUUCUACUUUUUUACAGUUAGCAGAUAUUUUUACAAAGGCUCUUGGCAAGACACAGUUUGAUGUAUUACUCUCCAAGUUGGGCAUUCAUGAUCCCCACGCUCCAACUUGA
Messenger RNA from Amaranthus tricolor (Joseph's coat), 876 nucleotides. RefSeq lists its product as uncharacterized. The record is from RefSeq and is a predicted model, not a curated record. NCBI's taxonomy places the organism in Eukaryota, Viridiplantae, Streptophyta, Magnoliopsida, Caryophyllales, Amaranthaceae. The coding region runs from base 1 to 876 and encodes 291 amino acids. The transcript has a single exon.